GAUAACCUUGAUUUACAUAUGUCCUUGCUAUCUGGAGCACCCUCCUGCAUUCCCUUUGUCCUCUUUACCCCUUGUUCUAUCUCUUCCUUGGGUUGUUUGCAGAUGGCUUUAGACCCUUAGUUUCAACGCUGCGGAAAUCCUCGCUGUUUCCUCUCCCUCUUUUCUUCUCCGCAAAAACUCGAGGCUACCUUUUUGUCUAGAGUCUGACGCUAUGGCUCGGUCUUGUAGCCCUCUUUUUAUCACAUUCGCUAUUGCAUGUGUCAUUCUUUUUGCAGCAUUUAAUUCUGAUAAUGGGGCAUCACUCAAGAAGGCUGCUAGUUCUUUGAGCAAGCAGAGCGCCUUCAAUGGUGACUUGGUUGCCAAACUUGGACUAUAUGAGCGGUUAUGGAAAGAGAAUAUCAACGGUCGGAAGAAGAUGAAGGCCUUCUAUGAUAAUAAUAAGGGAAAGGAUCGGAAAUUCCCGAAGGGAUACUCUGCCCCAUAUACACUUUAUGAUUUUGUCUACCCAGCUUUUAAUUGCCCUUACGAACUCGAACGUGUUGGUAGAGAAGGCGAUGGCGGAAAGUGGGUUUGCGGCAUGAGCCGAUACGAAGCAAAUAAGAAUAGACCCUGCAUCGUCUAUUCCUUCGGCGUGAGCGAUGAUUCUGCUUUUGAGGAUGCCGUCCUGCGUCGUACCAACUGCGAGAUAUGGGGAUACGACUUCUCAGUCGGCUCGUGGGCAAAGAACCUUGAUCAAUCAAAUGCCUCCCGCGCUCAUUUCCUUCAGGCUGGAAUCAGCAAUGUGACUGACACGGACCGUUCUCCGCCAUUUUAUUCCGUGAAGGACUUGAUGAAAAUGAAUGGUCACAAUUACAUUGACAUUAUGAAAAUGGACAUCGAGGGAUCAGAAUUCGGUGCCCUCACUUCAUUUUUGACCGAUUUCCAGGAUCAGGACCUCCCACUCGGACAGCUUCUGGUCGAGACACAUGUGUGGGAAGCCACGCCCCAGACCAAUUACUUGCUUCCACGGAGUCUUUCGGAAUGGCUUGGAUUUUGGGAACAUUUGGAGUCAAGGGGACUCAGGGAGGUUUCAGUUGAGCCGAAUCUGCUUGGCAACACUUGGUAUGGGAGCCCGGUGUUUGCUGAGGUUACCUUGAUCAAUAUCUUCGACAAGAAGAGUUUGCUUGUGAAUUAAGCAUGAGGCGAUUGGUCGUCGCUUUUUCGGUUCCUGGGUGUUUGAAGACAUAAACGGCGUCGGUUCAGGUUUCAUGUUGGGCCUCAGGUUCAGUCGCCCAUCUGGCAUUGGAUGUAUCCGUCGGACAUCUAUCUAGGAAUGUUCCUCAACAGGUUACAUCCAUACCAUCGCGAGAUGUGUCUCUGAGCAGCCCAGCCGUCAUGCUCCAGACUUAAACCCAACUCUUCAGACGAGGAUUCGUCGCCCUUUGAUUUUGUACGCAGAUAUAAAUGUUAGUCGGAGUAUUUCGAAGUAAAUCAAAGUUUAAUUUGUUCCCAAACACCACCAUCCUCUGAAGAAGAAGAAGAGCAUAUAGCUCUGUUGGAUGGCA
Messenger RNA from Coccidioides posadasii C735 delta SOWgp, 1544 nucleotides. RefSeq lists its product as uncharacterized. The record is from RefSeq and is a predicted model, not a curated record. Lineage: Eukaryota; Fungi; Ascomycota; Eurotiomycetes; Onygenales; Onygenaceae.